Molecule: messenger RNA, 1980 nt
Organism: Prunus mume (Japanese apricot)
Lineage: Eukaryota; Viridiplantae; Streptophyta; Magnoliopsida; Rosales; Rosaceae
Product: translation elongation factor Ts (EF-Ts)
Biological process (GO): mitochondrial translational elongation
Molecular function (GO): translation elongation factor activity; protein binding
Source: RefSeq, a predicted model, not a curated record
GGGGAAAGGAAUACAAACAGAGAGGGAGGGCGCUGCAGAGAGGGACUGUGAACUGGACGGAGGCGGGAGGGAUGACGUGGCGGAGGGGGCUGUGAACUGGACAGAGGUGGGAGGCUGUGACACAGUUUUUCUUCUCUUUCAAUUUUGAUGAAGGGUAAAAUUGGAACCGAAUGUCUAGCUGAAAAAGCAGUAUAAAUUUUCUUUUAAAAAAUACACGUGGCAAAUUUUAAAUGGAAGUAUUACCACAGGGUGAUACUGUACCAUUCUAUAACCUAAAACCCACUGAGUAGCGUAGAGACUUUCAUCAAACGGUUUUGUCUGACCAUUUUCGAAGCGUAGUUCUUACAGUAGCAGCAGAGUUCGAUCCUUCUCUACCUCUUUUAUCAGUCAGAUUGGAGAGAGAGAGAGAGAGACAGAGAGAGGGGAUAAGGAUAUAUUGGCAUGGCAUUUCGUGGAGGUGCAAAGCGCUCUCUUGGCUCAUUCCUGUGUAACAGGGUGCUUAACACUAGUUAUAGUUCUUCAAGUACUUGUACUGUUUCUGCUGAUGCCAAUGGACGUGGUUUUUCAACCUGGGUUUCAAGCAGAAGAUCUUCAUUUGCUCAAGCCACAGAGAUCCCAACCUCAAUUCCUCUCAAAUUUGCCAAUACCCAAUGUGGGUCUGCUCUUUUUCUAAGAAGGUUCAGCGUGGGAACUUCUUCUUCUUCUUCUUCUGACCAAAUGAGCCUUAUAAAACAACUGAGGGAGAGAACCAGCGCUCCAAUCAAAGACGUCAAGGCUGCUCUCAUUGAUAGCAAUUGGGACAUUGAGGCUGCACAGAAGGAAUUAAGGAGAAGAGGGAAGGUUUUGGCGUCGAAAAAGUCAUCUCGAAUGGCUGCUGAGGGUUUGCUGGCACUGGUCCAGAACGAGAGCAAGGCUGCUGUCAUUGAACUUAACUGCGAGACUGACUUUGUUGCUCGAAAUGAUAUCUUUCAGCACUUGGCCUUAGCUUUGGCAAAGCAAGCUUUGCUAGUUGAAAGCUCUUCUCAACUCGUUUCUGGGGUCUUCCACGUUCCCUCUGAGGAUUUGGAGGACUUGAAGUUAAAUCUUGAACAUCCAAAAGUUAGUGGAGAAACAACUGUUCAGAAUGCAAUUACAGAAGUAGCUGCAGUGAUGGGGGAAAAUGUUAAACUUAGAAGGGGUAUUGUGAUGUCCACAAAUUCACACGGUGUUCUUUCUACCUACCUCCAUACAAGUCCCCAACCAGGUUUAGGUCGUAUUGCUGGAAUUUUAUCUCUUUCAGUAGAGGACAAAAAUUCUCAAUUGGAUGCUAUCCAGCGCGUUGGUUCGCAAUUGGCAAUGCAUGUAGUGGCAGCGAAGCCCUUGUUCUUAACAAAGGAACUUGUUUCUUCUGAUGCAUUAGAGAGUGAACGUGAAAUUCUUAAGUCUCAGGCUGAAAGUACGGGUAAGUCUCAGAUGGCCAUAGAUAAAAUUGUAGAAGGUCGCUUGCGUAAAUACUAUGAGGAAGUUGUUCUUAUGGAGCAGAAGUUUAUUAUGGAUGACACCCUAACUGUAAAGAAACUAUUAGAGAAUCUAUCUACGGAAGUGGGAUCACCUGUGAAGAUUGAGAGCUUUUUCAGGAUGGAAGUGGGAGAAGGAAUUCAAAGGCUGGAAGCAUCCAGUGCAUCGGAAAACUUGGCUCAGGCUAUUUGAGGAAAUGCUGCCCUUUCAUCCACAGAAAAGUAGAGUUUAGUUCCAAACAGCUCCAGAGAUGAAUCAGGGUUGUGCCUGUUGAUUUUUGCACUCACUAAAGGUAGUUAUAGUAAUGUCGAAAUGAGGUAUUUUUGUUGCCUGAUGUUUGCAGGUUCUGAUGUAAUGAUUUUGAAAUGCCAUUUAUGAAUUUUGUGACAGAUGUGAGAUUCUUUACUUUCUGCCAACAAACACAAAACAAAGUAAUAAAGUUCAUGCUGUCUCUGCCAUACAUUUACCUAUUCAGUACGUCAA